AUGUCCACUCUCAUCAAGUCCGCCAAGUCGAUUGUUCCUCUGCUAGACCGUGUUCUGGUCCAAAGAGUUAAGGCCGAGGCCAAGACCGCCUCUGGUCUCUACUUGCCUGAGAAAAAUGUGCAGAAACUGAACCAGGCUACAGUGUUGGCCGUCGGACCCGGGUUCACGGACUCUAACGGAAACAAGGUCACCCCUCAGGUCCAGCCUGGUGACAACGUACUCAUUCCUCAAUUCGGUGGUUCCAGCAUCAAGCUCAAGGACGACGAAGAGGUCAUUCUAUUCAGAGACAGCGAAAUCCUAGCUAAGCUCAACGAGUAA
Molecule: messenger RNA, 318 nt
Organism: Lachancea thermotolerans CBS 6340
Lineage: Eukaryota; Fungi; Ascomycota; Saccharomycetes; Saccharomycetales; Saccharomycetaceae
Gene: HSP10
Product: Hsp10p
Exons: 1
Coding region: 1-318 (105 amino acids)
Cellular component (GO): mitochondrial matrix
Molecular function (GO): protein folding chaperone; metal ion binding; ATP binding
Source: RefSeq, a predicted model, not a curated record